This is a messenger RNA of Aedes albopictus (Asian tiger mosquito), 2124 nucleotides long. RefSeq names its product Bardet-Biedl syndrome 5 protein homolog (gene BBS5). The transcript has 2 exons. The coding region runs from base 202 to 1245 and encodes 347 amino acids. The record is from RefSeq and is a predicted model, not a curated record. Gene Ontology annotation, cellular component: BBSome; ciliary basal body. NCBI's taxonomy places the organism in Eukaryota, Metazoa, Arthropoda, Insecta, Diptera, Culicidae. Gene Ontology annotation, biological process: intracellular transport; cilium assembly. Gene Ontology annotation, molecular function: phosphatidylinositol-3-phosphate binding.
UACAACAAAAAUGCUUCCAAGAAUUUGGUCUUGUACGGUUAAAAUCAUAAAACAACCUGUCGGAAAAUCAUCAACGCGCAUGACCACGAUCGAUUCUCCAACGGUCGUCGCCGUGGACAACAAAUGUGUGCAACAAUAGAUAAUAAAAGUGCUAUUUACUUACAUUGCUAGACCUGUUCGUGUUUUUCUAAAAUAUCAAAAAUGAAUCAAAAACCGGUCUGGGAAGAUCGUGAGAUCAAAUUCGACAUAACCAAUAUUUGCAAAACUAUCCGCAGUGGUGAGCAGCCACUUGAAAUACUGGACUCCAUAGAGGAUACCAAGGGCAAUCUUGGCGAUCGUGGAAGGCUGCUAGUUACCAAUCUGCGCAUUAUUUGGUAUUCCGUCACGUCCAAUCGGUUCAGUCUUUCGAUAGGGUUCACCUGCGUGCUCACGAUGAACACCAAAACGGUGGUCUCCAAGGUACGAGGGACAACGCAGGCCUUACACAUACUCAGCGUGGGAAACAACUCCAGAUUUGAGUUCAUCUUCACCAACCUUACCGUGAACAAUACCAAGCAUUUUUCGGCGAUUUUCGACAUCUACCGCUUGUAUCAAGCAUCGUUUCUCUACCGCGAGCUCAAACUUCGCUCGGCAAUCGUCAACAGUGGACAGCUGAACGUCCUGCUCCAGGAGCAGGUCUUCAACACAAUCAGCGGAGUCUGGAACCUGUCCAGCGAUCAAGGCAACCUGGGAAUCUUCAUUCUGACCAAUGUUCGCCUGGUGUGGUUUGCCGAGAUGAACAACAGCUUCAACAUCUCGCUACCCUACAUGCAAAUUUCCAACAUUCGCAUCCGUGAGUCCAAAUACGGGCCCGCUCUGGUCAUUCAAACGUUGGAAACGGCCGGAUCUUACGUGCUGGGAUUCCGCAUAGAUCCACAGGACAAACUUUCGGACGUCUACAAGGAGUUGCUGUCGCUUCACAGCGUCUACACCGAGACGCCCAUCUUUGGGGUGUUCUACGAGCAGAAGCCGGACGUAGCUCGACCGCCAACGGAAUCGAUCGAUGAUAUUGAAGAACUAGACACCAAGGCAGGGACGGAAAUUAACAGCAAAUUCACGGCCUAUCUGGCCGAAUCGGAUCCGGGCAGUCGACGGCGGAAGCCGUUCUACUGCAAGGAACUGGGCUUUGCCAUGGAAAGCAUCAAGGAAGGAUACACCUUGAAGGACCUGUGGGAAGUGGUACCUAGCACUUCUUCGUCUGGUUAGAUGAGAUGAAAAAAAAAAACAAUCCCAAGUAAACUCUCUUAGGAUUCUUUGGGGAGAUUCCACUAUUUUUUAAGGAUAUUUCUGUAGGAGCUUCUGUAGAAAUGUAAGGAUAAGCAGCAACCAAUAGAAUUAAUCCCUGCAUACAAAUCUGCAUAAACUUCAGAAAAGAAUCUGAGCAGGACAAUUGUAAGUAGCGACGAAGGAUAACCACGAGCUUGCGACACUCCACGGCAAACCUGGCAUCCGGAACCGGAAGGUGGCAAAAGCUGGAAGGAUACAAUGGGCGAAGCAUGUUGUGAGAAUGCCGGACAACAACCCAGCAAAGCUUAUGUUCGCAAGAGUUUUGGAUGGUACAAGAAGACCUGGAGGACAGAGUGCAAGAUGGGAACGCAGUCAGGACUGUAGCCACGAACCGAGUGUUUUGGUGAAGAAUUGUUGAUUUAGUUUUAUUGUCAUAAUAAUGUCCCUCUCUUUUUCUAAAUAAAUGAAUGAAUGAAUCAAAAUAUACGCGAAAAAAAACCUCUGGUUCAUCGAGAUGUCUAGAUCGACUAUUGUUGUCUUUAGAGAAAAUAUUUCUAUGAAAAAGGUCGAUAUUCUGAACGACAGUUCAAACAUUUUACGUUAUUCGUAAACAGUUGCUGGGCUGCCAAGUUCAACUGCGUUACCUGUACUAUGACUUGUCAACUGUAGUACUUCUGAAGGCCGGGUACCUUAGGCCUCCCGUCCGGUACUCCCAGUUCUCGGAUUUUCCGGAACAAAUUAAGCACUUGAGAGGGUUCGUGCAGCCUUGUGCCUUAUGGCCUUCAUCCCCACAUCACCUACAAAGCUUGCUUCUGUCAGGGCCUGAAGCAAACCUCCGAUAGCUCGUGUAUAUCCAAC